UUUUUUAGGAAUAAAAUGUAUAAAAUCAGGCAAAUUAUAUAUCAACAAAUCCCUCUGUAAAAACCUUCAGAAAAUAGAACUGUAAAGUUUGGUGUAUGUAAGUUCUGCAGAAGUGGAGAUUUGUGACUCAGAGUAGGAGAAAAAAACUCAUUUUGAGAAAACAACCUUUAAAGAUAUUUACUGUAAUUGAAAUCUAUACACGCAAAUAGAUAAAGUGCUAUAAAAUGUACGCUUAAAAAAAGUGUAUUUUGGAUGUUUUCUUUCCACCAGUCUGAAAAAACACUUUAUGAAAAGCCAAAAAGUGCAAAAUUUACAGGUGCCUGAAAAAACAGUGUUUUUGCCUGUAGUGUCUCCCCUUAAACCCCUUAUAUUAAAAUCCUCUUAGUAUUUCCUGUAAAUAUUAUCUGAACCACAAGUACAGUGCUAUAAGGGUGUAGUUUUGUGUAAUAUCACUGAGGCAAUCUUGCCUCCUCUGUGGCAAGAGGUGUGGCUUCUACACAUGUGCAGGGUAAUUCUUUGCACCACAGUUGAUUUCAUAUGUCCAAAAUUCUGCAUUGUGAAUUCGUCUGCCAACAGGCGGGGCAGAACCGGAUACACACUUUCUCUGUAUAUGUCAUUCACCCUCAAAGCAGUGGCACUCUGCUUUCAGACAAACUUAAAUUUGGUUUGAAUUAAAUUACUUAAAUUUUAUGUUGCUCCAGGACUCUCAACCCAAGGCAAGUACAUUAUUUAAUUGUGGCUAUUAUUAUGUUUGAAAAUACAAUUACAAAAAAAAAAAAAAAAAGAUUUUUAUGCAUAAAUGUAAAUUAUUGACCAAUAUUGUGAACAUUUUAGAAAAAUAAAUACAUUAUUUGGCUAUUAAAAUGGCAGUGCACAGUAUAUUGAUUCCAAUCUGCUUUAAUAUUGGUGCAGUUUUUCUGAAAACACACCCACGCAAAGUUGUGACUGAAACCAUGUUGAUUAAGUUUUCCUACAUGUUCACGCCAUCAAAUCACAUCAGGGUUUAGUCAUUACUUUCAAAAGAAAGAGACUAAAUUGGUUUUAUGCUGUCUGAUAUCUGUAACCACCUCACUUCUUUGUCUUCACAGUAUUUGUGCCAUGCAAUUAAUGAAACAACAAAAUCAUACCCUCUGUUGUCUCUUUGGCUUUGUAAUGCUCUACAACUUUUUAUCCUGGAGUAAAAACAUGCUACUCUUGAGUCAGAUUGAGACCAGCGGAACAAAAAUUCUCGAGCAUAACAUCACCAUCCUCCUGUGGCACUGGCCUUUUGGAGUUCGCUACACAGUGGAGAGAGAUGUCUGUAUGGAUAAAUAUAAAAUCCCUAGAUGCUUUCUGGAGGAUAACCGAUCCAUUUUCGCUCAAGCAGAUGUUGUAGUCUUCCACCACUAUGAGCUCUGGACCGGUCGCUCCAAACUUCCUCUCCACCUUACGCGUCCACCAAUGCAGAAGUGGCUUUGGUUAUCACUGGAACCUCCCAUAAACAACCACAACCUUAGCAACUACAACGGCUUGUUUAACUGGACAAUGAGUUAUCGCCGUGACGCUGACAUCUUCAUGCCAUACGGAGAACUUGUUUCUAAAAGGGCUAACACCACAUACAUCGUUCCGAAGAAGAGUGGCUGCCUAGUUUGCUGGGUGGUCAGCAAAUACAAAGCCAAUCAGAGUCGCUCUCUAAUUUUCCAGCAGCUGAAGAAACACAUUCCAUCAAAUCUGAUGGAAGUAUAUGGUAAGUGGUCCAAGCGGUUGCUCUCGAACAAAAAGCUGCUUUCCACCAUAUCUCGAUGUUACUUCUACCUUGCCUUUGAAAACUCAGUAUCUACAGACUAUAUCACAGAGAAGCUAUGGCGAAACUCCCUUCAGGCAGGAAGUGUGCCGGUGGUGCUCGGCCCACCCAGGAGCAUUUAUGAACUAUCGAUUCCACCGGAAUCAUUCAUCCAUGUAAAUGACUUUAGCAGCAUUAAGGCGCUGGCUACUUUCUUAAGUCAAGUGGCUGCUGAUAGAGAGCGUUACGAAUCUUAUUUUAGAUGGCACCAUUACUAUGAUGUUAGAACAUACACAGACUGGAAAGAGAGACUCUGUAAUAUUUGCAUGCAUUAUGAUCAGCUCGCUAAGCAUAAAAAAGUGUACAAUGACCUGUACAGCUGGGUCAACAGCUAACCCUAUACUUCCAGCAUCUGUUUUGUUAUGGUUUUGUUUUGGUCUUUUUUAAAGGUGCCCUAGAACUUUUUUUUAAAAGAUGUAAUAUAAGUCUAAGGUGUCCCCUGAAUGUGUCUGUUAAGUUUCAGCUCAAAA
Messenger RNA from Megalobrama amblycephala (Wuchang bream), 2292 nucleotides. Its product is annotated as fucosyltransferase 7. Gene Ontology annotation, molecular function: alpha-(1->3)-fucosyltransferase activity. Lineage: Eukaryota; Metazoa; Chordata; Actinopteri; Cypriniformes; Xenocyprididae. The coding region runs from base 1099 to 2157 and encodes 352 amino acids. Gene Ontology annotation, cellular component: membrane. The transcript has a single exon. The record is from RefSeq and is a predicted model, not a curated record.